Plodia interpunctella (Indianmeal moth) is the source of this 972-nucleotide messenger RNA. RefSeq names its product seminal metalloprotease 1-like. The record is from RefSeq and is a predicted model, not a curated record. Gene Ontology annotation, molecular function: zinc ion binding; metalloendopeptidase activity. Lineage: Eukaryota; Metazoa; Arthropoda; Insecta; Lepidoptera; Pyralidae. Bases 44 to 925 code for a protein of 293 amino acids. The transcript is spliced from 6 exons. Gene Ontology annotation, biological process: proteolysis.
UAAAAUAAAGUUUGUGAGGAAUUAUAAUACCAGACUGGACAAAAUGUUGAAGGCUGCAGUGUUGAUCUGUUUAGUGGCGGUGGCUGUGGGCACUCCCUCCGUGGUGAGGAGUCGGGACGACAUCCAGGCUUUCAGGAGUUACUUGGAAGCCACCAAGUCCGAUGAUGGGAACUUCAUCGCCCGCAGCCAGGCGAAUCCCAUGGCGAAUCCUGAGGAGAACAGCGGCAAGUUCGAUGGUGACAUCAUUCUGGACGAGUUCAUCAUCGACGACAUGAUUAAGGAGUACGCUAUGGGCAGGAACGCUUACACUUGGCCCAACACUAAGUGGCCUAACGACACUGUCGUUUGGGAGUUCGGAGAGGGAGAGUUCGGACCCCUGCAGUCUGCCGCCAUUGAAGAGGGCAUCAGGGACAUCGAGGAACACACCUGCAUCAGGUUUCGCUACAGGGAGCCUCAGGAUACCGCUUUCGUCAGGCUGACCGGUCUAGCCAACGGUUGUUACGCCCACGUCGGCUACUGGGAAUCCCGUGGAGUCCACACCCUCAACUUGGCACGCAACACUCCCGGAGUGGGUUGCUUCCGUCACGCCACCAUUGUCCACGAAUGGAUGCACAUCCUCGGCUUCCUCCACAUGCAGUCCACCUACAACAGAGACGACUACGUCAGGAUUGUCGAGGAGAAUCUGCAAGCUGGCUCCGAACACAACUUCAACAUCUAUUCCGCCGAUCUGGUCGACAACCUCGAAGUUGGUUACGACUACGUGAGCUGUCUUCACUACGGACCUUUUGCCUUCACCAGCAACGGUCAGCCUACGAUCGUCGCCCUUCAGGAGCACGAGGGUGUGAUGGGCCAACGCGAGUACAUCACGGACAAGGAUUGGCUGCGCAUCAACAGACACUACAACUGCCCCGGCGCAUGGGACUGACCUGAUGAUGGAGUAGAAAUCGAUCAUUAAACUAUUUUAUCACCUAA